CGGAGUCUUAUUUAUAUACUGAGAAGUAGUGUAAGAAGUCGUUUCGUCCACUCCCUUUCUCUGGAGUACCAAGAAACUCUUCGUCAUCUCAUAUUCCCAUCCACCCCGCAGUUCCUCAACUAAUUCAACUUUGAAUCAUUGAUGAUAUUCCCUAUGAAUAUAUGAUUUCUCCAUCGGCGAUGGGGAGGAGAAAAGAUGAAAUGGACGCCGAAUCUGAAACCGCCCCUUCACCCUCGAUUCAUUCCUCCUCCUCAUCCGAAUUCGAGUUCGCCGUUGCAAUCACCCCCGGCGGCGCCGGGCCGUCCUCAACCUCCUCUUCCGCUUCCACUCUCUGCCCCGCCGACGAGCUCUUCUACAAGGGCCAGCUCCUCCCCCUUCACCUCUCUCCUCGCCGCUCCAUGCUCCGCACUCUGCUCCUCGCCUCCUCCUCCACCUCCUCCUCCGACAGCUUGACCACCGCAUCCCGCGACUCCACCGGCAGCUCCAACGACUCCCGCCCCUCCUUCUCCGUCGCGGACCUCCUCCUCCCCUCUUAUCGCGACUGCUCCCGUUCCUCCUCCGCCGCCGACGACGCUGAUGUCACCGCACUGCCCCACCACUCCGCCGCCAGGAAAACUCACAAGUACCUCAACUUCUCUCUCUCCAGAUUCUCCUGUGGUUUCCGCAAGGCCCGGGUUCCGGAUUCAGCCCACGCGCCCGGAUCCGUACCCGCUGGACCCUCCUCUGUAAAACGGAUGAGCAAAACCGCCAGAGAAGUUGUCGUCAAGUACCUGAAAAAAGCGAAGCCAUUAUACGAAAAACUUUCUCAAAAUACAAAGCUGCCGCCGCCGCCGCCGCAGCGGAGGACCAAAACAUCGGACGAAUUUCUGAAAGGAUCCGAUCGGAAAAAACCCGCCCCGCGUUCGUUCUCUGGGAAUUUAAGUUACUCCAGGAUGAGGAGGAGGAGGAGCGACGUUUCUAGCUGCCCUUCGUCGAUGCGGUCAUCUCCGAGCCACUCCGGCAUGAUUUGCCGCGUCAUGGUCUCGCCGCAGGUGAUGUGUAAGGCGGCGUGUUUGUCGGAAAUAUCGUCAAUUGAAGAGUUGCAGACCGCAGUGCAAGGUGCUAUCGCUCACUGUAAGAACUCAAUGAUCCGGAAUUCAUCAACUGCAAUGGAACCAUAACUGCAUUGGUUGACAUGAUGUCUGAAAAUUUUACUUCGAGUUACUGCCGCUGUAAGAAUUGUUGAAAUGUUCAUGCUGCAAUUUUGAAAUCUUUUUUUGGAUAAUAUUAUAUACUCCAUACGUUCCAUGUAAAUAAAUUUGUUUGUGUGUGUUUAGUCUCAUGUUUGUAUUUCAUUUUACGGAGAUUUACCUUAGUGGGAGCUUUGUUCUCGAAUCCAUAGCAAAGGGAGAAGACGUUUCGCCUGUUGCUCGUCGAGGGAUAGUGCGGUAGGCCCAUAAGAUAUUGUGAAACUCUUCUAACAGCCUCCCCUUUCGGCCUCAAGUUUCUUUUUUAGGCCCUCAAGUAAAGUUCGGUUGACGUUCUCUACUUGACCGUUGUCGUUCUCUACUUGACCGUUGCUCUGAGGGUAGGCAACGGACGAGAAAGUAUGUUUGAUGCCCCAUGUCUCUAGGAGAGCGCAGAAGGGGGCUGCUCAAAUUGAGUUCCGUUGUUGGAGAUGAUUUGUUGGGGGACGUCAAACCUCGUGAGGAUGUUCUUGAGGACGAAGUGGUGGCACUUGGCCUCUGUAAUGCUGGCGAGGGGCUCAGCUUCCACCCAUUUGGUGAAGUAGUCGAUGGCCACAAUGAUGUACCUGUUUUUGGAGUUAUCCCUCGACAGUGGACCUACAAGGUCAAUACCCCCUCUAGAAAGAUAGAUCUGAGCUCUAAAGCUAUUGUUCCAACUUCAUUUACAAUAUAUUAACUAAAAGUUACAGAUUAACCAUAUAAUCACAAUUUUUUUUGAUUUCCC
This is a messenger RNA of Cuscuta europaea, 1950 nucleotides long. The record is from the annotation of a GenBank genome assembly. Lineage: Eukaryota; Viridiplantae; Streptophyta; Magnoliopsida; Solanales; Convolvulaceae.